Paramuricea clavata is the source of this 2017-nucleotide messenger RNA. Lineage: Eukaryota; Metazoa; Cnidaria; Anthozoa; Malacalcyonacea; Plexauridae. The record is from the annotation of a GenBank genome assembly.
AUGGCUUCGAGUAAUGCUUUGAGUUGUACUUGUAUUCUGUGUUUUCGCAUCAUUGAAAAGGCGCACGAAAGGUAUUUAGUAUCAGGCAAAACGAAAUUUGAUCUGAAAGAGGCUCUUCGACAGUUGCCGUUUGUUAUUUUGGAAUCUUCGCCCUACAUUUGUCGACAGUGUUGUGAUAAACUUCGCAAAAGAAACAACCUUAUUUCUCAAGAAAAAAUCAUUGUAAACGAACUUAAAGAGACUUACGAAAGAGGAAGACUUAAAAGGCGACAAUUAUUUGCAGAAGAAGGGCCCAGUACCAAACGGCCGUGUAUUUUAAGUGCAAAUUCCCCGACUACAUCACAGACAAAAGCUACAGUUGAACGUGGUAGAGUUGAUUCUCCCCCACCUGUAUUACCAGAAGUACCAACUCCGAUUUCACAUUCAACGCCUGUGAAAAGUAUAGCUAAGGAAGCCAGUGAAACAUCAGUAAACGUGACAGUAACAUGGCCAAGUCAGACUAGGCAAAGAGAACUUCACUCUGAUUUACAGUCAUUGGGAAAAAUGCUUGUCCGAGGGACAUACAAGCAGAUCGCAAAUGCGGCGUGGGGAAACCUACAUAUAAGAAAGCAUCUUGUUUUUAAUAUUCUUAAAAACAUUGACAAAGAAUGUGUUGACUUGUGUUCUAAGAAAAAUCCAAGUUGUCUGCGGUCACCCUCAAAAGAGAAAAUGCUCAAUUUUUCCUUAGAGAAUCAAAGAAAGGAAAUGGAAGAAAGGGCACCAUUGCUUUUUUCUAUAUUGGUGGCUGCAGGUUCAACUAGGACCAAAAGAGAGGAAAAGACAUGGACUCCUGCUGUUUGCAUGGCUUCAUCCAUACUUUUAAGAAAUCGGUCACAAUGCAUGAAUGCUAUACAGUUGAUGUUAGGUAUAUUUUUGUACCAUUCCAACUGGGCGGUAAGUGUAAAUAUAUAUAGCCAUUUACCUUGUGACUUUAUAACCACUUCCCAACAUUUCAAGUAUUUGGCACUUCGGGUUAAUACAAGCAGUGUGGCGUAACAGAACCUCCUGAGCCCCUCCCCCCGGGUGGGGGUGGGGGGGGGGAUAUGUGUUUCCAAAUUUCAACAAUUCCUGCUUUUGGGGGCCACCUGUUGCAAAUUUUCUGACCCUCUAAAACUGAGUCUGAGGCUCGGGACAAAUUGCCCAAUUGAUGUGGUCAUUUUUGCCGGGUGCCCCCCAGGUAUGCCCCCCCUGCCUCUGAACACCCAAACACCCUACAGUUAUGACACUGAAUAGAAGACUCUGUCAUAUCCUCUUGUAGCCUGCUCACAGCCUGAAAUUUAGAAGGGGAAAAUUUCCCCCUUCUGAAUUUCAGGCUGUGAGCAGGCUAUAUAUCUUGCUACCCCACUAAACUGUAAUAUGUGUCGCCUACAUUUUGUUUUACUCAGCAGCAUUAUAUACUUGUUUUCCAAAUAAUUUUAAGGGGUUAUUUUACAAUGUCAUGUAAGGAGAAGUUCUUCUGGAUUAAUUGGCUAAUCAAACUAUCUGUUUGAAGUGCCUAUAUCACUUGUGGGACCUUUAUGGAUUUGAAAAGAGUUCAAAAGAUUUUUUUAUUUAGUGCAAUAAUUUCGAAGAUACAGGCCUCCAUAAUACCUACAGUUCCUGAAUCCCAGGCUCGUAUGCACAAUGGACAGUUUGGAAAAAGGCCAAAUUCAAUAGCUGUGUUUAGACCCCAGGAGGCUGGGACUCAGGAACAGUCCGCUUAUAUCCUCAAAACUAUGGCACUAAAUAAAAAAUCUUUUGAACUUAUUAACUAACUUUUUAUGCUCUUUUCAAACCAAUAAAGGUUCUGUGGGACCUUUAUGGAUUUGAUUUUAUACUUUCACAUUUACUUCAUACAGUAAGUUAAUUAGUGCUUUAUUAUUUUAAUUUUUAGCCUGUAAUGUCACGGUUUUCUAAAUUGAGAUUAGUUACUUCACCCAACCAUCUUUAUAAGAAACUGGAAGAAUAUGGUGUUGACCAUGAUGAAAUUAUAUCGAUG